CAUAUAAAUUUGUAAACACUUGUUCUUCUUGUCAGCAUCAGCUCAUCUGUCUCAUGCAGUCUGUGAUGUUGGCUUAAAACCGAAAAUAAAAGCAGUCCGUUAUUGGUGCGAUGCCAGUGAGGUUAUUUUUUUUAACGUUACCGUUUGUGUUUUAAACCUUUCACUAACACUAUAACAUUGGGGGGGGGGUUUCCACCUUACUUUUCUGUGUGCAGUUCAGCAGCGCUCAGAACCACAGCCUCUGAAACGGAACUCAAGUUGAAUCAACAACCUCUUAAAACCAACGCUGAGCAGUGAAUCGUCAUAACUAAUAACUAAUUCUUUUAUAUGAUAUUUCCAUCUCCUGUCCUUUAAAUGUAUGUUUUUUUUUGUUUUUGUUUUUUUUAACGAGGAGCACUUUGUCAAGUCGAACAAGAAAAAAAAAAUAGCAACUUUGUUUAUUUUUCUAUUUUAUCCUGCAAUCGAUAAUAAAUCACCCUUAAGACAGUCGUGUAAGGUAAAUCAUUUCUCUUUUAAAUGGUUCCCUUUCCCCCUUUUUCUCUAUGUGCAAUUACAGCAGAGGAACAGAGAGGUGUGUGUGUGCAUGCGUGUUGUAAACUCCGAUUGGUGUUGAGAAACAGGACGUGAAACCUGAAGUCCACCUAAAGGUUGAACUCCCAUCAUACACUUCCACUUCUCCCUGUUAUUGCUGUCAUGAAUGACUUUAACUUACUCUACGUUAUACUCGGCAUUGUCUUCUGGUGCUGUUUCUUCACCUGCAGCUGUCUGUGCAGGAGCGCUGGCAAUCCAAACUCUGAGGUGGCUGCUGCUACCCACACCUUGGUCACUGCCACACCUCAGCAGUAUCCACAGCAGUACCCUCAGUACCCAGUACCCCCUCAGUCCUAUCAGAGAGUGCCCUACCAGCCAGUACCAGGGCACCCUGGUUACCCAGCUAUGCCUGGCAAUCAAGCUGUGCUCAUGACCAUACCACUCAGCCAUGAACAGCCAUUUACGCCACCACCAUCGUAUCAGGAUGCAAUUGGUCCCACCUAUCCUCUGCAACCAAUCAACCAAUCUUCCAGCCAGCCAGAGUGCCCUUCAAAGCCUCCAGCCCAGCCACAGUCCAAUGCUCUAACUGACAGCUCAGACUUCCUCGCCAGCUCGGCAAACAACCAGGAAUUUGUUCUGCCAUAUAGGCUGGAUACUUAGUGUAUCAAUCAGACAGAAAAAUUUGACCACCUGUUGUUAAUUCAUUAUUUAAUUCAAUUUGACAAACUAAGCCUUGCACACAGGGAAAGUUGUUGUUUGUUAUGUUUUUUUGUGUUCACAUGGACAGAAGACUUCCCUGCUAAGGCGUUUAUUUUUUUCCCCAUCUUAUAGCCUCAUUUCCAAAAUGGUUGGAAACGCUGUGCAAAAUGUAAACAAUUACUGAAUGCAGUGAUAUGCAAAUAACAUAAAGAUCACA
Molecule: messenger RNA, 1447 nt
Organism: Haplochromis burtoni (Burton's mouthbrooder)
Lineage: Eukaryota; Metazoa; Chordata; Actinopteri; Cichliformes; Cichlidae
Product: protein shisa-5
Exons: 4
Coding region: 694-1191 (165 amino acids)
Source: RefSeq, a predicted model, not a curated record